Molecule: messenger RNA, 1967 nt
Organism: Juglans microcarpa x Juglans regia
Lineage: Eukaryota; Viridiplantae; Streptophyta; Magnoliopsida; Fagales; Juglandaceae
Product: probable sugar phosphate/phosphate translocator At3g17430
Exons: 10
Coding region: 387-1544 (385 amino acids)
Cellular component (GO): trans-Golgi network; endosome; Golgi apparatus
Molecular function (GO): antiporter activity
Source: RefSeq, a predicted model, not a curated record
GUUGUAAAGUUUUGCACGAGUUGAGCGGAUGUAUAAGAAUUAAACUAAAAUAAGACUAUGAAUUCUUCUUUAAAUUUGAUUCAUUAAUCAUAAGAACCUGAUUCGAGACUUGGAGUUGAAUUUAUACAAGGCCAGAUGAUUCUCAAUCUCAGUCUGUAGGUUCUUCAGACUCCUCUUGGACUCUUGGCGAACUCCGCCAUUGUCUCUUUCAAAUCAGGUUCGCAGUUGUCACUGUGGGAACCUUGCUUCAGAAGGGAUAUUUACACCGAUCUGUAUGUGUUGCAUAGCCUAAUUUUUUGUUAGGAAAGCUUGUGUUUUUUUAUGUUGCUUGGCGAGCAAGGAGUUAUUUGUUGAAGGGUUUUUGUGGGACUCGCAUUCCGGCCACGAUGAUCAGCAGGCAGCAUUUGUUGACCUAUAUUUACCUUCUAGUUUACAUCUUGCUUUCAUCAGGGGUUAUUUUGUACAACAAGUGGGUCCUCUCGACAAAGUACUUCAAUUUUCCAUAUCCAAUAACCCUCACUAUGAUUCAUAUGGGAUUUUCUGGCGCUGUUGCAUUCUUUCUCAUCCGUGUUUUCAAGGUUGUUUCGCCUAUUAAAAUGACAUUCAAAAUAUAUGCAACAUGUGUCAUUCCAAUAAGUGCUUUCUUUGCAUCUAGUUUAUGGUUUGGCAACACUGCUUAUCUGUACAUUUCCGUGGCCUUCAUCCAGAUGCUUAAAGCCCUGAUGCCAGUGGCGACAUUCCUCACAGCAGUUGUCUGCGGUACUGAAAAAUUAAGGUUUGAUGUGUUCUUGAACAUGGUGCUGGUCAGUGUUGGAGUUGUCGUUUCUUCAUAUGGGGAAAUUCAUUUUAAUUUGCUGGGUACAGCUUAUCAAGUCAUGGGCAUGUUUGGUGAGGCUCUCAGGCUUGUCUUAACACAAGUUCUUCUUCAAAGAAAGGGCUUAACUCUAAAUCCUAUCACCAGCUUAUAUUACAUAGCACCUUGCAGCUUUAUCUUUUUGUUUGUUCCUUGGUAUUUUCUGGAGAAGCCUGUAAUGGAAGUUUCACAGAUUCAGUUCAAUUUUUGGAUAUUCUUCUCAAACGCACUUUGUGCUCUAGCUUUGAACUUCUCAAUUUUCUUAGUAAUUGGUAGAACUGGAGCUGUAACUAUCCGUGUUGCGGGAGUAUUGAAAGACUGGAUACUCAUUGCCCUUUCAACUGCUCUAUUUCCCGAGUCUAUGAUCACUAGUCUCAAUAUAAUUGGUUAUGCGAUAGCUCUCUGUGGUGUCAUCAUUUAUAAUUACUUGAAGGUCAGAGAUUCUCGUGCAUCUCAAUUUCCUCCUGAAAGCCUCCCAGAUAGAGCAGUAAAGGAGUUUAAGAUGGAGAGGAAAGAAUCUGAUGCAUAUGUCCCCGAUGACGUAAACAACAACAACAACAACAACAACGAUGGAAGGAUUGGAUGGAAUGCUUCCAUUCCCGGUUCAGAAGUGGAUGAAGAAGCUACUUUCAUUCCUCCCUCGAAACUGUCGCAUCUUGGGAGAAGCCAGCUUAGUAGCCAUACAUCUUAGAAACAGAGGAAGAAUAGCAAGGAGCAUAUAGUAGGCUAUACUGAUUUAAUGUAAAGACUCGGUCUGAGGAAGUAGUCAAGGAGUGAUUUAUUGGUUGUGUUAUGUCAUAUAGGAGAAAAAUGAAGACAGAUGGAAGGAAAAUGGAGAGUGGACCAGAAUGACUCCUUUUUUUCUUGUUUGGUAUGGAGGAAAAAGGGAAGGAACAAACAUGUGGGAUGUGGAUUUUCUUUCCAGGUCAACCAAAUUUUAUUGCCUCGGAUGUGGAAAUCUAGAGGAAAAAUGAAAUGAGACAAAGAGAAGAUGGGUGCAAUGACCAUUUUUUCCCCCUGAUUAGUUCUUUACUUCGAAUAUGGGUUAGAGAAUACUAUUUUGUAUACGGACACAGUUUACUUCCGAAUUGGGUUGGAGGAAACUUCCUGUGAA